This is a messenger RNA of Aspergillus uvarum CBS 121591, 1402 nucleotides long. RefSeq lists its product as uncharacterized. Bases 216 to 989 code for a protein of 257 amino acids. The record is from RefSeq and is a predicted model, not a curated record. The transcript has 4 exons. NCBI's taxonomy places the organism in Eukaryota, Fungi, Ascomycota, Eurotiomycetes, Eurotiales, Aspergillaceae.
UGACUUUCGACUUGGAGAUACAUGGUCAAAAGACCGGCAGCUCCUCCCUGACUCACUGCUCCAUCUUUAGAUAGUUAUGCAGAAAGAUUGACCUCCUCCACCAAUGGAUAGUCCAAGUGUCACGCCAUUGCUGCAGAGUGAACUAUUACCUCGCAACUGACCUAUCACUGUUGCAUUUAUCUCCUCAAAACGCAGGACAGCAAAGCUCGGCCAGCAUGUCCACCAAACGCGCACGCAGCGACUCCGACUCGCCCGCCGCCGACGCCGCCGCCGAUCUGUUGUCGUCCGAGGAGGAUGGGGGGUCGUCGUGGCCAGCAUCCCCAGCAUCCUCCGCCGCGCCCUCUCUCGGACGCUCCAAGGUGCACUUGCCAGACACAGCCGCUCCGGUUGCUGAAGUCAUGCACUGCUCCCUCCCACCGCACCGCGAGACCAUCGCCUUCGCCUCCUACGACGAUUACGAGGUCCAUUACCGGCAGUCACAUGUCAACCGCUGCUCCCAAUGUGGGAAGAAUUUCCCCACGGAUCGUUUUCUGAACCUUCACAUUGAAGAGAACCAUGACGCCAUCGUCGCGACGCGACGCGAACGAGGCGAGAAGACUUACGGGUGCUUCAUUGAGGACUGCGAGCGCAAAUGCUCGACACCUCAGAAACGCAGAAUGCACCUUAUCGACAAGCACAUGUUUCCUAAGACAUACAAUUUCUACAUAGUCAAUGAUGGAAUCGAUAAACAGACCUCGUUGUUGCGGCCAACCAAGACAUACCGGCGCCGUCUAUCGACUGCUCCUGCCUCCCCCCAGGAAGGGCGUCUGAGGAACAGACCGACUUCUAGCUCCUUUUCGAGCGCGAACGCGGAUGUGCAACAGACACGCGCGACCCCCGCGGCCUCCGAUGAGAUGGAGAUCGCCGAGUUGGAGAAGUCCAUGUCUGCUCUGCGAUUCGUGCCAUCCAGUGUUACGAGAAACCAUGGCAGGGUUGGAAGGAGAUCUUGACCUUGCAGUAGCUCCGCAUAUAGCUUACGUUCUACUCGAAAAAUCGAAGCAAGCAAGUGGACAGAAUCUGUGAUUCUUCGCGGUAUUUCGACGCCGGAUCAUUAGAUAACUCAUAUUUCUUUUGGCGCCUUGCUCAAAUUGGGAAACGGGUCACAUAGCAUAAGGGACUCUCCAGAAGGACCUGCAGCAACCAUCACAUGCGGGGAAGAGCAUCGAUGACAUUUCUGUUCUUUCGUGUUAUCAGAGCCUGGAGACUCCCUCCCGUGCCGGAAAGCACCUGCCAAAGUCGGCAGAAUGAGAUCCAUGUUGAGAUCCAUGUUGAGAUCCAUGUCACGGCAAGUGACAAGGGCGCAGGAGUUCGCUCCGCUCCAAAUGACAUAGCAAAUCAUAACGUAUCUAUAUACAGGGGUAAU